AUGUCUAAGUCUAAGAACCAUACCGCACAUAACCAAACCAAGAAGGCUCACAAGAACGGUAUUAAGAAGCCAAAGACCCACAGAUAUCCUUCCUUAAAGGGUGUUGAUGCUAAGUUCAGAAGAAACCACAGAUGGGCUUUACACGGUACUGCUAAGGCUUUAGCUGCAAAGAAGGCUGCAGCAGCAAACUAA
Messenger RNA from Pichia kudriavzevii, 192 nucleotides. RefSeq lists its product as uncharacterized. Gene Ontology annotation, biological process: cytoplasmic translation. The record is from RefSeq and is a predicted model, not a curated record. Gene Ontology annotation, cellular component: cytosolic large ribosomal subunit; ribosome. Lineage: Eukaryota; Fungi; Ascomycota; Pichiomycetes; Pichiales; Pichiaceae. Gene Ontology annotation, molecular function: structural constituent of ribosome. The coding region runs from base 1 to 192 and encodes 63 amino acids. The transcript has a single exon.